Notolabrus celidotus (New Zealand spotty) is the source of this 2060-nucleotide messenger RNA. RefSeq names its product hepatocyte nuclear factor 4, gamma (gene hnf4g). The transcript is spliced from 11 exons. Gene Ontology annotation, biological process: anatomical structure development; cell differentiation; regulation of transcription by RNA polymerase II. NCBI's taxonomy places the organism in Eukaryota, Metazoa, Chordata, Actinopteri, Labriformes, Labridae. Gene Ontology annotation, molecular function: zinc ion binding; nuclear receptor activity; nuclear steroid receptor activity. Gene Ontology annotation, cellular component: nucleus. Bases 1 to 1368 code for a protein of 455 amino acids. The record is from RefSeq and is a predicted model, not a curated record.
AUGAAGUAUCCCCCUGCUUCUCAGAGUAAAUCUCUGCUAGAUAUGGACGUAGCUAACUACUGUGAAGGCCUGGACCCCUCGUACAGCACGCUGGGCUUUGAGAACGCAGAGGUGCUCUAUGGAGGAGGAGACAGCAUGCCGACAGAGCCGAGCCUACCCGGUGCAGACGGGGUGAGCAGUAACUGUGCCAUCUGUGGAGACAAAGCCACAGGGAAACACUACGGAGCCUCCAGCUGUGACGGCUGCAAAGGCUUCUUCAGACGCUCUAUUCGCAAGAGCCACGUCUACACCUGCAGGUUCAGCAGACAGUGCAUCGUGGACAAAGAUAAGAGGAACCAGUGUCGAUUCUGCAGACUCAACAAAUGCUUUCGAGCUGGCAUGAAGAAAGAAGCCGUACAGAACGAGAGAGAUCGGAUCAGCUCCCGGAGAAGUAUCUCUGACUCCCAAGACCUGCCAACCAUCACUAUUCUGGCCCAAGCUGAAUCCCUCUCCCAACAGAUCACGACUCCUGUUGGAAUAGGCAACAUAUCAGAGCAGAAAUCAGCCACUGCUGGUGACAUCUGUGAUUCAAUGAGACAACAGUUAUUGGUGUUGGUAGAGUGGGCCAAAUAUAUUCCUGCCUUUGGAGAGCUGCCUCUGGAUGACCAGGUCAGCUUGCUCAGGGCUCACGCCGGUGAACACCUCUUGCUCGGGGUUGCCAAAAGGUCAAUGCCAUAUAAGGACUUCCUGCUUUUAGGUAAUGGUUGUGUGAUACACAGGAACAGCCCUGAACCAGAGAUCUGUCGAGUAGCCAACAGAGUGCUGGACGAGCUGGUUCAGCCCUUCCAGGAUAUUCAGAUCGACGAGAACGAGUACGCUGCACUCAAGGCCAUUGUCUUCUUUGACCCAGAUGCAAAGUCUUUGCGGGACCCGUCCAAGAUCAAGACCAUGCGUCUGCAGGUUCAGAUGAGUCUGGAGGACUACAUUAACGACCGUCAGUACGACUCCAGGGGUCGUUUCGGAGAGCUGUUACUCCUGCUGCCCACCCUGCAGAGCAUCACCUGGCAGAUGAUCGAACAGCUUCAGUUCAUUAAGCUCUGCGGCCUGGCCAAGAUAGACAACCUGCUGCAUGAGAUGCUGCUGGGAGGCCUGACGUCAGACCCCGCACACCCGCACCACUCAGCACACACACAGCUGGCCCAGGACCCUCUGACUGGACACACACUGGUCAUCAGCGCCAUGCCUGUCGCUCACACUCCUCUGAUAGCCUCUCCAGACACUCCCAUCCCAUCGCCCCCUCAGGGUGCUGCCGCGGAGAAGUACCAACCUUUUCCCCAGCCCCUCUGUCCUCCAACCAGCCCGCCGUCCUCCACGCAGACAGACCCCUGAGCUCAGUGGGAUCAGUUUCUGUGUCUCUGCUCUCUGUGGUUAGUCUUUACCCUGGUUGUUGCAAUAACCGGGGCGUAAUUAAAGUUGCUGUGUGCGGCACUUUCAAACUUCAAUAUGUCACUUUUUAAAUUCACUGAGCUAAUGAAACACCACACUUCACUUCAACAGAACAUUCUGUGGUCUCUGAACUGUUUUACAACUUAGCACCUUGGUUAGUCACACGCUUUAAUGACAGUAAGGCAUACACUUUUGGAAAUCUAAAUGUAAAAUACAGUAUUGGUCAGUUGAAUAGAUAUUACAAUCUUCUAUAUUUACAUUGUUGGAAUGAAUAUUUUAUGAACUGGACUUCUCCUGUAUUUACACUCUAUGACAGAGGAGCGUUAAAUGGAGAGACCUGAAGGUGUGUAGAAUUACAGAUAAAUUUAAGAACACUCAUGGUUAACUUUCAGCAAAUUACAGCACAGCAUCGAACGGAAAAUCAAUAUAUAUUUUAAAAUGUGCUUCAGUGGAACUUCUUACACCUGUCAACUGAUCCAAGUAAGGAUGUGGUUGGCCAUUGAUCAGGAAUCUAAAGUUUUGUUCUCUCUUUAUUAAAAACAUCCUCAGUGUUGUUUACUGAUGCUUUCACUAUCACUUCUCUCUCUUACUCCCCUCUAUCUGUCUUUCCAGACCCAACUCGGUCAAGGCAUGAU